AAACGGAAAGUUAAAAAAAAAGAACGGAAACAGAUUUUUCCCAAAAAAAAAGAAAAGAAAACACAGAUAAGAGUUUGAGGGGCAAAACUGGAAUAAACAGAUAUCUAUAGACUACAGAAGAACACUCUUGAGCUUCUCUCUACUACAACUACAAGUACAAACAAAGCAGUGUUCGUCCUUCGUCAACUACUUAAAGCUUCGCACUCUGUUAUUUGUUUGACAAGAUUUUUCCAGAGAUGACGAGAACAGAGAAACUUGAGAUGGUGAAGAUAUCAACGAUACUUACCAUGAUGGUUUUAUCAAUGGUGAUGAUGACGAUGGUCGAGUCUUCGAGAUCAGUUGACGUUGACGGCAACGACUCUGAGAUCUUAAGAAGACACUUGCUCGCUAAUGGCCUCGGCGUCACUCCUCCCAUGGGGUGGAAUAGCUGGAACCAUUUCAGCUGCAACAUAGAUGAGAAGAUGAUCAAACAAACUGCUGAUGCUUUGGUUACCACUGGCCUCGCUAAGCUUGGUUACAACUAUGUUAACAUCGAUGAUUGCUGGGCUGAAAUUGCUCGUGACAACAAGGGAAGUCUGGUGCCAAAGAAGUCAACUUUCCCUUCUGGUAUUAAAGCCCUUGCGGAUUAUGUUCACAGCAAGGGCCUUAAGCUUGGGAUUUACUCAGAUGCCGGGUACUUUACCUGCAGCAAAACCAUGCCAGGUUCUUUAGGCCAUGAGGAGCAUGAUGCCAAGACCUUUGCAGAAUGGGGAAUUGAUUACUUGAAGUAUGACAACUGCAACAACGAUGGCUCUAAACCUACUGUCAGGUAUCCAGUGAUGACCCGAGCUCUGAUGAAAUCUGGCCGCCCCAUCUUUCACUCCUUGUGUGAAUGGGGAGAUAUGCAUCCAGCUCUAUGGGGAUCUCCAGUAGGCAACAGUUGGAGAACCACUAACGACAUCAAAGAUACCUGGCUUAGUAUGAUCUCAAUAGCAGACAUGAAUGAAGUCUACGCUGAGCAUGCAAGGCCUGGUGGCUGGAACGACCCGGAUAUGCUUGAAGUGGGUAAUGGAGGGAUGACUAAAGAGGAGUACAUAUGUUUUUGCAUAUUUUAA
Messenger RNA from Camelina sativa (false flax), 1094 nucleotides. NCBI's taxonomy places the organism in Eukaryota, Viridiplantae, Streptophyta, Magnoliopsida, Brassicales, Brassicaceae. The record is from RefSeq and is a predicted model, not a curated record.